This is a messenger RNA of Drosophila melanogaster (fruit fly), 3054 nucleotides long. RefSeq names its product tropomyosin 1 (gene Tm1). Gene Ontology annotation, biological process: animal gross anatomical part developmental process; system development. Gene Ontology annotation, cellular component: cytoskeleton. The transcript has 5 exons. Bases 278 to 2314 code for a protein of 678 amino acids. The record is from RefSeq and is marked reviewed. NCBI's taxonomy places the organism in Eukaryota, Metazoa, Arthropoda, Insecta, Diptera, Drosophilidae.
AGUGUUUCCAAAAAGAAUUCGAAUUGCGAUUCGUCUUUUGAUUGCCACAUUUUAGGAAAGUAUUUCAAGGACAUUUGGCAUCGUUUCAAAAAGAUCUCAGCAGGUAAAGCGCUUGGAAAAUUUAUCGCUGGGAGUGGAUCCACAAGCGAAACUAACGGUGCAAUGAAUCCAGCUGUUUGAAAUCCGCAACAUAAAAGCAAAAAACACAAAACUAUAAAACAACACGCACCGAAUCACACGGAAACAACAACAACAAUAGGCAUUGCUCAUAAUUAAUAUGUACGAGAAAACAUUAAACAUAGGAACUGCGAAAGUUAAUAAUGCAUAUGAAUGGCAAAAAGUGAGAUACAACAACAAACCCCAACCGACAACAACAGCAGCAGCUGCAGUUAAACCUAAACCACAACAACAACAAGUUCAAAAACAGAAAAAUGCAACAAAAGCCGCGCCAGCAACAACUACAGCUGCAACAACAACAGCAACAGUGCCACCGUUAGCCGGCAACAGCGUUACCGUUAAGCAAGGCCCCAAAAUCAAAUUUGUUGGCAACGCGGCGCGCCGCCAAUCGUUGGCCCAUCAAAUCAAGCGAGCACAUCGGCAUUUACUGACCAGUGGCGGUCAGGAUAAGCAGCCGCAGCAAAAGCAAAAAACACAAGUGCAGCCGCAGUCGGGCAAAACAGUUGCCAAACCGAAACAGAGGCAGCAGAAACAAUUGUUCAAAAGUGAUAAGGCGAAGGAGAAGUCCAGCAGGCAGCAGAGAAAGCGAGCCGGCACCAGGAGCACUCGCAAUCCGAGGACGCAAUCGGAAUCUUCGGGCCUGUCAUCCCGUUGGUGUUCCAUCGAAGAGCAGUUGAACCUGCUGGACGACCUGCUCUACUACUGCGAUGAGGAGGCCGAACUGUAUCUAGCCCAGCUGUACGAAAGGUUCGAGACACUCCGGCGUAGCAGGAGUUCCUCGCCAGUGAGCGAUUUCUGGAGCGAUUCCGACAUGGAGCACGAUGACUCCAGCACCAGUGGCACUGGCAGCCAUACAGCCAGCAAUACCAGUCUAGUUCCCGCCUCGCUGAAGCGUCGUGGCCACCAGCAUCAUCCGCGAUUCUCGGGCACUCGCCGUCCCAAUGUGCCCAAUGUCCAGGAGAUUCUGGCCGCACUCUAUCGUGGCGACUCAAAGAGCGCCCUGUCCAAUCUGAGAGGAGAGACGCAACCGGAGGAGGAGCAACCACAGCAGCAGACGGAGGAGGUGCUGCCACCCAGCAGAAGCACUUUAAGCCUGCCCCUCAGUGAAUCGGUGACCAAUUCCCUGGGCAGCAACAGUCCCACGCCCACAGACGAAAGCAGCGUGCAAGAUGAGGGGGCCAGUAAUCCGGCAGCAGCUUUAAUAGCUGAGGAUGCAGCCCCACCAGCAGGCACAACCACGUCCAAGAGCAAGAAAAAGAAGCGGGAGAAGGGUGAAAGGUCAGAGAAAUCGGACAAAUCUGAGAAAUCCGACCGGAAGAAGAAAUCUUCAGGCAAGAAGGAACGCAGCAAACGAUCCAAUCCCAUGGAGCAAAGCAGCGACAGCCUGGCCACCGAUCUCAGUGCCGGGGCCAUCGAUGAGGGCAUCGCACUGGCCGACGACGAUGACAACCAAGCGGCGGAAUGGUCCAAGUUGCGAUGCACCAGCGAGGCGGCCGAGAUUGUGGCGGAGCGGGAGGCUCGACGGAACAAGGGACGUUGUGCGGAUUAUCCGGGACUCGCCUUUGGCAGAUCCAUCUUCAGUUCGGACACCAUGAUGAAGUUCAACAUCAUCCGCAACGAGCUGCACAACAUCAUGAACACACAACUCAAACGGGCCGAAUCCGAGGUUGCCGCUCUGAACCGUCGCAUCCAGUUGCUCGAAGAAGACUUGGAGCGCUCUGAGGAGCGUCUGGGCUCCGCCACAGCCAAGCUGUCGGAAGCCUCUCAGGCCGCCGAUGAGAGCGAACGUGCUCGCAAAAUUCUUGAGAACCGCGCCCUUGCCGAUGAAGAACGCAUGGACGCUCUCGAGAAUCAGCUGAAGGAAGCGCGUUUCCUUGCUGAGGAGGCUGACAAGAAAUACGAUGAGGUGCAGCUAAAAACCAAUUUGUCUUCUAUUAAGCUAAGCAACAAUAACAACAACAGUAACAGUAACAAUAUUGAAAUCAGUAAAUCAGAAUCAUGCAAUGCCAGCGAUAUUGGUGGCACCAACAACAAUAACGCAUCCAGAACUAUUGCAUCUGCUGCUGUUGGUGAAGAGACUUCCACCUUGUCCUCCACAAGCCACGAACACAACAACAAUCCCAACAACGACACCUGAUCUGGUUCCUUUGUCAAGCGGAUAUUAAAGUAACUUGAAUUUGAAUUGAAUGAUUGAUAAAGGGUUAACCGAAACCCGAAUCUUGGCACAGGAAUCAGCCAGUGCGUUGAUGCAAAACUUGUGCUUACCACGACGAUUACGAAUGAUGCUUGAGGGCAGUUAGAGCUUAGAUCUAGACCUAGAUCAUGCACAGCCCGCCCGCCCGCCUGACCAUAUGCAAUAUAUAUACGUGUAUAGAUUAUGACGAUGAUAAUGAUGAUGAUAAUGAUGAUGUAUUAGUCGAUGUACAUAUGUACAAUGUAAAUCCAAUCCAAUGAACUUUCGAUUGUAAUGGAGUUUCGUGUGUAUUUUAAUGUGUAAAAUACCAAUGGCAAUAUGUAAAGUAAUUGUUAAGCGGUCCAUACAAUGUCCACAAGUACUCUAUUAAUUGUCCUCAAUGCUCUUCCACGUCAAAAAGCUUGAGAAGCAUAUCGCCACUGAAAAUUGAUUGUUAAAAGUAAAUCGUAAUUGGGUUAGUUUCUUAAAUUGUUCUUUUUAUUUCCAUUCAAUUUCCAAUUACAUAAUUGUAAAGAAAAUGUAAUUUAUACUCACGUUAAAUGCAUAGAGAAACACACCUUAAGUUUAAAAUUAACCCAAGGAAAUAUCUAAUUUUGGAAUAAUAUUUUUGCAAAUUAUUGUUUAUAUACAUAACAUAUUAUAUACUACAAAAAUAUAUAAAUACAAAUAUAUAAUUGCAGCAU